CUAUUAUUGAAACAAAUACAGCGGUCCUUAACGACUGAUCUUGAUCUACCUCCUGCAUUCACGCAGUCAUUCCUUUAUUAUUAGAUCCCACUUCUGUGAAUUUUCCACACAAUUUUGAAAACAAGAUUAUCCCGAAGAUCAGUCGCACAACUGCCUUGUAGUCGUAUAGUAAACUGGUGUUGUUCCGAGAAAAGAGAAUAGCAAAAUGGCUGAUGCACCAAAAAUUUGUGGUACUUGCAAGAAAAGCAUCGAAGGAGGGGUACUAACAGCUUUAGAAAAAUCAUACCACCCAGACCAUUUCAUUUGUAUAAAAUGCGCAACACCCAUUCGCGACGCAAAGUUCCACCAAAGAGAUGGAAUUCCAUAUUGUAUUUCUUGUCAUGCAAAAUACCUUGCACCUAAAUGCAAUUCUUGUAUAAGAUCAAUUGACGGAAAAGCUGUAGCUGCCAUGGGCGGACACUUCCACCCUGACCAUUUCACAUGUGAAAGUUGCAAGUCUCCACUGAUAGGAAAGCAAUUCGUAGAUGUUGAAGGUAAACCAUACUGUACGGACUGCCACGCCAAUAAGAUAUGCCCCAAGUGCAAGGCCUGUGGCAAACCUAUCACAACCAAAGCCACUAUUGCUCUGGACGCCAAAUGGCAUCAGUUCUGUUUCAAAUGUAAAAAAUGCGGUAAACCUAUGAUGUUGGAUCAGCAAUUCAAAGUUGAUGAUGGCCUACCCAAAUGUUUGACUUGCUAAACCUUCCGUUAAUUUCAUCAACAUUCGUUAAGCUUUCUUUUUUCAUUGUUUCGAUGAUGGAGUUGCUUAUUUUACGCUUACAAUUACAAACUAAUGUUAAAAUAGUUAUUUAUUAAAGCUGUUUAUUUUCGAAA
This is a messenger RNA of Harmonia axyridis, 873 nucleotides long. Its product is annotated as transforming growth factor beta-1-induced transcript 1 protein-like. Gene Ontology annotation, cellular component: nucleus; stress fiber; adherens junction. The coding region runs from base 206 to 739 and encodes 177 amino acids. The transcript has 5 exons. Gene Ontology annotation, molecular function: muscle alpha-actinin binding; actin binding; transcription coregulator activity. Lineage: Eukaryota; Metazoa; Arthropoda; Insecta; Coleoptera; Coccinellidae. The record is from RefSeq and is a predicted model, not a curated record. Gene Ontology annotation, biological process: actin cytoskeleton organization; muscle structure development.